GAGGCAUCCAUGUAAUUAGCCUCAAAUGUCAGACGCACAGUGAAAGUUCUCGUUUGGCUUGUGUUUCUGUGAGUUUUCUUGAGAUUUUUUCGCAAAUCUCAAUUUUUCAUUUCGUUUUGUCAUAAUUAAACAAGAAAACACAAUAAAAUCGGAAUAUAAAUCGAGGCAUACACAGGAAUUUAAAUUAUUGAUUACUUCGCCAUGACGGUGGUAUCGGAGAAGGGUGCCAAAUCAAGCGAUGGCGAACCAAGCAAGGGUGAACGUAGACGAACAUUUUUUGAUGUCACGCUCGGUGGUUUACCAGCUGGUCGAAUUGUUUUCGAAUUAUAUGGAGAUGUAGCACCAAAAACCGCUGAAAAUUUUCGAGCUCUUUGCACCGGCGAAAUUCAGGAGUUGGGAAAAGUCACCGGCAAACGUUUACACUAUAAAGGUGUAAUUUUUCAUCGGGUGGUCAAAGAUUUUAUGAUUCAAUCGGGAGAUUUUUCGGCUGGAAAUGGCACUGGCGGUGAAUCAAUCUACGGAGGAACCUUUGAAGACGAAACAUUUGAAAUGAAGCAUGAGAAACCAUUUCUAUUGUCGAUGGCCAAUCGUGGCAAGGGAACCAAUGGUUCCCAAUUUUUCAUUACAACGCAACCUGCUCCACAUUUGGACAAUAUUCAUGUGGUUUUUGGUCAUGUUGUGUCGGGGCAUGACGUUGUACGUCAGCUCGAGCAACUGCCUGUUGAUCGCAAAUCACGACCACUUCAAGAUGCAGUUAUAAGCAACUGCGGCGAACUUGUACGCCAGAUCAAAGUGAAGAAAGUCAAGCGUCGCAAGAGCUCGGCAAGUGAAAGCGACAGCGAAUCCAAUUCUGAUUCGGAUGACGACAAAAAGAAAAAGAAGAAGAAGAAGAAGAAAAACAAAAAGAAGAAAAAGAAAAUGGAGUCGGGCAGUAGCAGUGAUAGCAGUAGUGAUGAGGAACAAGAAGAAGGGGAAAUUAAUGAAGACGAAGAAGAUGCAAAGAAGCGCAAGUCUCGAGUUGACCCAAAGGAGAUUCCGGAAGUAAAAAACAAUUUCCUUAUGAGGCCCUGCAAAGAUAAGGAGGAGGACAAAGAAAAAAACAGCGAUUCCGAUUCAAAGCAUCGACGAAAGGAUAAAAAAGCAAAUCGAAGUGAACCUCAAAGGGGAUUUGGUUGGUCAAAACGUAAGGUUCCACUGUCACGAAGUGGAAGAGUCAUCAAAGGGCGCGGUGUAUUUAGAUACAGAACACCGUCGAAAUCUCGUAGCCGAUCUCGAAGUAUCACGCCGCCACACUGGAAACAAGCUCAAAAGCGAGUGAUUAAAUUCACUGACUUGGAGAGAAUCCAAGAAGAGAAACGAGUCCGAGACGCGGAAAUAAAGCGUCGAGAAACGGAACGGAAGAUUCGUCAUGAAAAAUUGGCCCGUGAUGGAAAGAAAUCUUUCUUUGAACUGGGACAAAAUACAUCCCAAGAUGCAACGGGCGACGAAAAAGUCACAAAUACUGAAACUGAUGACAAAACUGAGACUUAUGAAAACGAAGCGGCUGAGAAAAAGAUCGUGGAAAAAAGCCCAUCAAAAAUCGAUAAAAUCGAAGCUAAUAAUUCAUUUACAACGAAUGAAAACGAUUUGAAUGCAUUGGAUUAUGAAGCCGAUAAAGAUGAUAACAUUGAUGAGCCGGAAGCAACAAUAACCGUGCAACGAGUCGAGGUGGAACACAAGGAAACUGAGAAAUCAUUGAAGUCAAAUAAGCACAGUGAGGUGAUUGAAAAGUCAAGCAAAAAGGAAUCCGAUUCAAAGAAAACGGAUCGAAGGCAUCGAUCACGUUCCAGAGAAAAGCGUUCAAGGGAAAAACGGUCCAGGGACAAAUCGGAUCGUCGUAACUCUUCAAGAAAUCAUAACGAUCGAAGAGUGUACCGACGCCGCGAAUUUUCACCACCACGAGACAAUCGCAGACGUGAUGCACACAGAUUUAAGCGCAAUCGUUCACGCUCCACCUCUAUUGAUCGAUCCCGUCGACAAAGACAUCGCGACAGCAGAUCAACUGAACGUCAUCGCAGACAUCGCUCACGGUCUCGAUCCAAAUCUCGUCGAUCAAGCCGUUCGGCGUCACGAAAACGAGAUGAAAAACGUGCUCGCAAAGAAUCGGGCCGCCGAUCCAAGUCUGUGGAAGAGAAAGACAAGCCGAAAGAAAAGGAGAAAGAAAAGCCGAAAGAAAAGGAAAAAGACAAAUCCGAAAGAAUAUCAAAAUGGGAUAAAAAACCAGUCGAAGCACCAAAUGAUUCCAAUCCGUUCCGUCGAACAGCCGAUAGUAAGCAUUCAAUCGAAUCAGCGGCAGACGAAAAAGAGCGCCUCGCCAGAGAAAAGAUGCUCAAACGUGCCGAAGCACUGCAGCUGCUUAAAGGUCAUAUGCAAAAAGAAAUUGAAGAGCAUAAUAAAAAGCUAGCUGAAAAAGAACGUAUCAAAGAGGAACAAGAUAGAAAGAAAGACAGAGUCGAAACGGCAUUGGAAAUAGCACGGCUUGAACAAAUUAAAAAAGACACACUUGAAAAGCUAAAAGUGCAAGAACAUCAACAAAUUUCAGCCGUCAAAAAGGUGCUUGAGGUCAUUACGAAAAAAUCAAAACGUCGAGGAUCCAGCAGUAGUUCGAGCAGCUCAAGCAGCUCAUCAUCAAGCAAUUCAGAUUCUCGCAAAAAUAAAACAAAACGUCGUCGACGCAAGAGCUCAUCAUCGGACAGCUCGUCCGAAUAAUGUGGCUUGAAGUUAAAUUGAAAUAUUUUAGCAUGAAUGUCAUCCACAUUUUAUAACACUAUUUGAUUUGAUUGAAAAUUGUAUCUUUUAUUCAAGUGUAUUUUGCAUUCCCUGUGCGGAUUUUUGAAUCAAUGACGAAAUAAAAUACAGUGUCG
Contarinia nasturtii (swede midge) is the source of this 2903-nucleotide messenger RNA. It is a transcript of the gene Moca-cyp, whose product is annotated as peptidyl-prolyl cis-trans isomerase G. NCBI's taxonomy places the organism in Eukaryota, Metazoa, Arthropoda, Insecta, Diptera, Cecidomyiidae. Gene Ontology annotation, cellular component: intracellular membrane-bounded organelle. Gene Ontology annotation, molecular function: peptidyl-prolyl cis-trans isomerase activity. The record is from RefSeq and is a predicted model, not a curated record. Gene Ontology annotation, biological process: protein peptidyl-prolyl isomerization. Bases 202 to 2748 code for a protein of 848 amino acids. The transcript has 11 exons.